AUGUCUGCCCAAGCCCCUCACAACACCCUGCUCAUCCCGGGCCCCAUUGAGUUCGACGAUGCUGUGCUGCAGUCGAUGUCUCAUUAUGCCGAGAGCCACGUCGCCCCCGGCUUCGUCAAGGUCUUCGGCGAGACCUUGACCCUCCUCCGCAAGCUUUUCCAGUCUACCAACCCCUCCGCCCAGCCCUUCCUCAUCUCCGGCUCCGGCACCCUAGGCUGGGACCUGGUCUCGGCCAACCUGAUUGAGAAGGGCGAGAACGCCCUCGUCCUGAACACUGGCUACUUCGGCGAUUCCUUCGGGAACUGCCUGGCGACCUACGGCGCCGAAGUAACGCAUCUGCGCGCCGCGAUCGGCGAGCGCCCCUCCUUCGAGGAAAUCGAGGCCGCGCUGAAGCAGAAGCCCUACAAGCUGCUGACUGUCACGCACGUCGACACCUCAACCGGCGUGCUGAACGAUAUCAAGCGCGUAACCGAGGUCGUCCGCCGCGUCAGCCCGGACACCCUAGUUGUGGUCGACGGCGUGUGCAGCGUGGGCUCGGAGGAGAUCGCCUUCGACGAGUGGGACCUGGAUGCGGUGGUGACCGCAUCCCAGAAGGCCAUUGGUUGCCCGCCCGGCCUGAGCAUCGUGUACUGCUCCGGUCGCGCGAUUCAGCGCGCGCAGUCGCGCAAGACCCCACCCUCCUCGUACUAUGCCUCCAUCGCCAACUGGUUGCCCAUCAUGCAGAACUACGAGGCCUGCAAGCCGUCGUACUUCGCCACCCCACCCACCCAGCUGGUCCACGCCCUGCACACCACUCUCAGCCAGAUUACUGCCCGCCCCAUGUCCGAGCGCUUCGCCAUCCACACCGCGGCCUCGGACAAGGUCAAGGCCGCCAUCGCCGAGCUUGGCCUGUCCCAGCUCGCCCCCAAGCCCGAGUGCCAGGCUCACGGCAUGACGGCCAUGUACCUACCCGACGGUCUGACCCCGCCAGACGUUCUGCCCGGCCUGCUGAAGCGCGGUGUAAUCUUCGCAGCUGGUCUGCACAAGGAGAUUGCUACUAAGUACAUUCGCUUCGGCCACAUGGGUGUCAGCAUUACGGAUCCCAACCGCAAGGAUAUUGAUAACGCCCUGGCGGCGCUGAAGGAGGCUUUGGCUGAGGCUAAGAAGGCGAAGGGUCUGUAA
Molecule: messenger RNA, 1161 nt
Organism: Penicillium canariense
Lineage: Eukaryota; Fungi; Ascomycota; Eurotiomycetes; Eurotiales; Aspergillaceae
Product: alanine--glyoxylate transaminase
Exons: 2
Coding region: 1-1161 (386 amino acids)
Cellular component (GO): peroxisome
Molecular function (GO): L-alanine:glyoxylate transaminase activity; L-serine:pyruvate transaminase activity
Source: RefSeq, a predicted model, not a curated record